This is a messenger RNA of Puccinia graminis f. sp. tritici CRL 75-36-700-3, 1798 nucleotides long. RefSeq lists its product as uncharacterized. The transcript is spliced from 3 exons. The coding region runs from base 130 to 1476 and encodes 448 amino acids. Lineage: Eukaryota; Fungi; Basidiomycota; Pucciniomycetes; Pucciniales; Pucciniaceae. The record is from RefSeq and is a predicted model, not a curated record.
CAACACUCUUCCUCAAUCCCAUCAUCACCAACUUCCCUCUCCCUCUCCACUUACUGCAACUUCUCCUCCUCCUCCUCCUCUUUUCCUUCUCAUCCUAAAUCGAACCCCCCCACUCACCCUCCCUACAAGAUGUCAACAUUUGAGGCUCUGAUGGACUUGGCCUCCAAACAAACCAAGGAAUCUCAGAUCGCAUUUGCCAAAGAGAACCAGAUCCGACAAGCUCGAGAAAAAGUGAAACGACUAGAAGAAGAAAGGAAGGAGAAGGAGAGGAUCAGGCUAGAGAAGGAGAGACUGGCCAAGAAAAAAUUAGAGGAUGAAAAGAGGGAGAAGCAGCUCAUCGAGGAACGUCAGAGGAGACAAGCAGAUCGUCUAUCAACGGCUGAACAGACACGCAAACAACAAGAUUCAGACUCAACCAACCGUGCCUCGAGCUCCCGAAUGAACAACGGACCAAGUCCAAGCUCUCGUCACCGGGCCACAACUCGUCCAUCUAGCUCAACUCCCACCAACUUCGACGUAGAUCCAGAAGAGAAGCGUCGACUCGAGCGAGAGGAAAAGCAAGCCAAAGCACGAGCCAAACUCUUCGGCGAAUCCGUCGCUGCUCACAAGAAACCUACCCCUUCCCGCUCUUCUGCCAAUACUUCUCAGCGUACUAAUCCUAGCUCUAAGGGUAAAGCGCCGAUGAGGGGAACCGCCUCAGGGAAUAACUCAAAGAUUGCACUAGGAACACCUGCAACUAUCACAGCCCGUCAACGGAUAGAACAAACUUUUUCUGCCAGUGAACGGAAACCUCUCAGUCAGACUAAGAGAGAUCGACGAACCAUCGAAGAAAUUGAACAAGACAUGAAACGCAAGAAGGUUGAAGUAGGCACUCAAGCCAUCAGACCUUCGAAAGAAACUUCAUUCAGUUCAUCAUUCACCGAGAAAAGAAUUCUUAUACCCUUGAAACCCGUUGCAAGCAGCUCGACGCUCAGGGAAGCCAACAAGAAUCCCCGUCCGCGAUCUGAAACGGUCUCGGCUGUCAAAAGAAAGGCCAUCAAUGGCUUACCUACCCCAUCCUCCAAGCGCCCUCAAUUACCAACGAGCCUACCUAAGGAUAGCAAGCCGAACGGCUCGCGCCCUCUUCCCCAAUCACGAUCAGGCUCGCACAGCGGCCGUCGACAGGACGCAACGGUGUCUGAUGAGGACGAUGAUUCGUCUAACAGCGAGGAAAUGUCUGAACAUGGUGAAGAUGUGGCCCCCUCGGUGCGGGAUGAGAUAUGGAAGAUCAUGGGCAAAGAUCGGAGACAGUAUACUGCUAAGCCGAUCUUCAGUGACGAGGAGGAUGAUAUGGAGGCGGAUGCAGAUGAUGUGCUUGAAGAGGAAGGAAGAGCUGCUCGUUUGGCUAGACUUGAGGAUCAGCGAGAGGAGGAGCGUCUGAGACAACACGAACUGGAAAAGAAAAAAAGACUCUUGCAGCGUCGUCUUUCAAAGUAAACAGACAAAAAAAAACUGAGGCCAACGGAUAGUCACAUCAAACCUUUAAGCUUACUCAUCAGUUUUUUUUCUUAUUUGUUUGUCUUUCUUUUUGUUCUUUAAAAAAUUGUGUUUUAUAGUUUCCUCUGAUCUUUUGUUCAUCGUUCAUAGAAGAUCCAUCUCUGUUUUUUUCCCUAGCUUUAAUACUGUGCAUUUUUUGUUUGUUUGAAAAGUUAUCUUCUGUUUUUGUUUGUUUUGUUCUUGUUCUUUUCUUUCGCAACAACACAUGUUAAAACUCCUUACUUCGCAUACCCAAAAAUACCAAUAAAUGCUGAAAAGUUAC